AUGAAAUGGUAUAAAAAUGAGGUGGUGAGAGGCCAAGAGGACUACACAUUGGCUGAUUCAAUGAUGCAGCCUGCAGAGGAAAACGAGAUCCUAGUGAAAGGACAUACGGUCUUGUGGAACAAUCAGAUUUGGCUACCGAGUUGGGAUCAGACGAUAACGGAUCCUGAAGAUUUAAAGAAUACGACAAUCAACAGGAUCAACUACUACGAGGACAUGCUUGGGAAAAACGCUCCAGCCAUGUUCUACUCUUUGGCCUCUAAUAUUGAUCCCGAUGUACCGUUGUUCGUGAACGAGUACAACACGGUAGAGUUUGCUGGAGAAGGAGAUGGGUCAUCUUCAAGUGGUUAA
Molecule: messenger RNA, 348 nt
Organism: Microthlaspi erraticum
Lineage: Eukaryota; Viridiplantae; Streptophyta; Magnoliopsida; Brassicales; Brassicaceae
Source: the annotation of a GenBank genome assembly